Drosophila rhopaloa is the source of this 1367-nucleotide messenger RNA. It is a transcript of the gene Fen1, whose product is annotated as flap endonuclease 1. Gene Ontology annotation, cellular component: nucleus. Gene Ontology annotation, molecular function: DNA binding; 5'-3' exonuclease activity; RNA-DNA hybrid ribonuclease activity. The record is from RefSeq and is a predicted model, not a curated record. Lineage: Eukaryota; Metazoa; Arthropoda; Insecta; Diptera; Drosophilidae. Bases 104 to 1267 code for a protein of 387 amino acids. The transcript has 2 exons.
UCCAAAAAAAGCGCGCGGCGUGUUUUUGCAAGCAAAACAAUUUGGCUGGCGUUGGCUAAUCUAAUUUAUUGGACAACAACUUUUCAGGAAUCACUCAACCGUCAUGGGAAUUCUUGGAUUAUCCAAGCUCAUUGCGGAUUUGGCGCCACAGGCGAUUCGCGAAAGUGAAAUGAAGAACUUUUUUGGUCGCAAGGUGGCCAUUGAUGCAAGUAUGUGCCUGUACCAGUUCCUCAUUGCUGUGCGCUCCGAAGGCGCCCAGUUGGCCACCGUGAACGGGGAUCCCACGUCCCACCUGAUGGGCAUGUUCUACCGCACCAUUCGGUUGCUCGACAACGGCAUCAAACCGGUCUAUGUCUUCGACGGAAAGCCGCCGGAUCUGAAGUCCGGGGAGCUGGCCAAGCGCGCCGAGCGGCGGGAGGAGGCGGAGAAGGCUCUGAAGGCAGCCACCGACGCGGGAGAUGAUGCCGGGAUUGAUAAGUUCAAUCGCCGGUUGGUCCGGGUGACCAAGGAGCAUGCCAAAGAGGCCAAGGAGCUGCUCACUCUGAUGGGCGUGCCCUAUGUGGAUGCUCCCUGCGAAGCGGAGGCCCAGUGUGCUGCCCUCGUCAAAGCAGGCAAAGUCUACGCCACCGCCACAGAGGAUAUGGAUGCCCUCACCUUCGGAUCCACGAAACUGCUUCGUUAUCUCACCUACAGCGAGGCGCGCAAGAUGCCCGUCAAGGAGUUCAGCUACGAUAAGUUACUCGAGGGUCUGGCUAUCAACAGCCGCGAAUUCAUUGAUCUCUGCAUCCUGCUGGGCUGCGAUUACUGCGAGAGCAUCAAAGGCAUUGGUCCCAAGCGGGCCAUCGAGUUGAUCAAUAAUUACAGGGACAUAGAGACCAUUCUGGAUAACCUGGACACCAGCAAGUACACGGUGCCCGAGAACUGGAACUACAAGGUGGCUCGGGAACUCUUUAUCGAACCGGAGGUGGCGAACGCCGAGGCCAUCGAUCUCAAGUGGGUCGCGCCGGACGAGGAGGGCCUGGUCAAGUUCCUCUGCGGCGACAGGCAGUUCAGCGAGGAUCGCGUUCGCAACGGGGCCAAGAAGCUGGUGAAAUCCAAGCAGGCUCAGACCCAGGUGCGACUCGAUAGCUUCUUCACGGCCCUGCCCAGCACUCCGAAUGCCACGAACGCCGCCAAACGGAAGGCCGAGGAAGCCAAGAAGAGCGCCAACAACAAGAAGGCCAAGACCAGCGGAGGCGGAGGUGGGCGUGGCAGGAGACCCAAGUAGCUACUCCGGUUGUCGUCUGGAAAAACGUACAAUUCUUUAAUUUUAACUUAACCGUAUUUAAAGCCUAUGCUUACGAUAAAAACUACAUCUUUGAGCUUAA